AUGCUCUCUCUUUUCUAUUCUUCUCUCCUUUUCAUCUCCGGUGUCGCAGCAAAAAAUCCUUUUCAAUUCAACGAUGAUGAUUUUAUCAAAUAUCGCACCUUACCCAACCAUCGCAUAAUUAAAUGGAACAUCACUCAUUAUGAUCGCUCUGCCAUAGCUCCAGGUUAUUGGUUUACUGCACCUUACUGGAACUGGCUCGGCGAUACAGAAUCAAAACAAUGGGUCCCGUACCAGACAGGACCCCAUAUCUUUGAUCAGGAUGGUGUCCUGGUGUGGGCCGGCUCGCAAGAGUCCGAUAAUAGACCUUCACAGGACUUCCAAAUGAUCGAUCUUGCAACUGCGGGUGUGCCUGGUUCUGAAGGACAGAAAUAUAUGGCUUGGAUCUUGGGCUACGAGCCGUAUAACCCGGUGACCAAUGGCUCCGUGAUGAUUUACGAUAAUCACUACAACGAAGAGCGCAACAUCACUUUCUCGUCUUCUGAGAUCGACGCCCACGAGUUUAACGUGAUUGAACAUGGGACGAAGGCCCUUAUGAUCCUAGACAGUGUAGAGGUCCAAACCCUUGAGGAUUUUGGCCAGCCAGAGGUAUCAACGCGCAUGAAAGGCACUGGAUUCGUCGAGCUUGACCUUCUGGGUCCGGGAAACAUGACGCCACAAAGGAUCGUGGACUGGCGCGCUUGCGGUAAAGUCGGCUUGGAUGAAAGCUAUGUGACGAAUAUUGCAUACCUCGACUCGGACUUCAUGCACGCCAAUUCCGUCGAGAAAAGCCCGUACGGUGACUAUCUGCUCUCUGCCCGACACACGAGCACGAUAUAUCUUAUCUCCGGCCAGGAUGGGCAUAUUAUCUGGCGUCUUGGCGGCAAGAAGAAUAACUUUGCAAAGGACUUUGACUUUUUCGGCCAGCACGACGCCAGAUUCAUCGCCGUGAACGAGACAAACUACGUGAUUUCAUUGAUGCAGAACGGCGCCAUCGGUCUCAAUGUCCAACAAAACGUUUCAUCAGCCAUGUACGUGAACGUAGACGUUGUGAGAAUGAAAGCGACCUUGCUUCGUCAAUAUAUGCGACCGGACGGAGGAAGCACUGAGCGCCGUGGAAAUAUGCAGACACUUCCCAACACCAACGUCUUCGCUCACUGGUCUGCGCAGAGCUAUAUCAGUGAAUUUUCGGCCGAUGGCAGGCUGCUCAUGGAGGCCAAGUUCGCUUCCAAACGAUUCGAUUCAUACCGAUGCUACAAAUACCCCUGGGUUGGCCGCCCUUCUUCCCCACCGACGCUUUUGUCUGAAUCAUACGGCAUCGAUGGACAUGAGCUCUCGACAGUCUUCCACGUCAGCUGGAAUGGUGCCACUGACAUCGCACACUGGAGAUUCUUCGCGCAAGCAAAUUCGACCAGCAAUAGGACAGAAAUCGGUACUGUUCAGAAAGAUGGAUUCGAGACUUCUUUUAUUGCCCGAGGUUUCAUGGACUGGGUUUCUGUUGAGGCCCUUGAUGCGGACAUGGAGGUAAUGGGUGUGUCUGCUCGCCUACGCACCCCCAGUCCACAGUACUGGACUGGUGAAACUCUGCCCGAAGCCGAUGACCCCGAAGCCUUUUUGGUCCAUGAAAUUGUUGGCGUCGAGACAAAACAAGGCACCAGCGUACUUGUUAAACUUUUCAUUGCUGGCGUCUUUUCAGGUGCACUUGCCUGGACCUUGUUCUGUUAUAAACAUAUCCUGAAACAGUACGGCGUCCGGUGCUAUGACGAUUUGAUUUCGAAGUCGUGGAAUUAUCUGCCAGUAUCGACAACUAGUCCUACCGAGAGCCAAGUCCAGAGCAGUCAUGACUUUCCUAACGGAGAAAGCUGA
Messenger RNA from Penicillium pulvis, 1842 nucleotides. RefSeq lists its product as uncharacterized. NCBI's taxonomy places the organism in Eukaryota, Fungi, Ascomycota, Eurotiomycetes, Eurotiales, Aspergillaceae. The transcript is spliced from 3 exons. The coding region runs from base 1 to 1842 and encodes 613 amino acids. The record is from RefSeq and is a predicted model, not a curated record.